AAUCCAGCCAUCGCCAUGUCUCUGUAACCUUGUCCACUUCCUGACAUGUUUGUUUGUUGUUUAUGUCGCCGGGCUGAUGAUGACCAGUCAAUCUGGUGAUUGAUAUUGUGAGCAACGGGCCACGACGUCGGGGUAGAUGACACCCCAUCAUCGAAAUCUCCGAACUUGACAACGACAGCAUAGGUUACUGAGGCCAGAAUCCCAGCCAGAGGUAUGUAAGCUAUACAUGUGACAUUGUGACGUCACAUUCACAACAUGGCGCCGUCAAUCAUCUGUCUGGUGUUCAGCUUGUUUGUCAUCACAGAGACGACCGAUAUCUCUGGGUCAGUUCCCAAUAUGACCGUAGAUGACGUCACAAUGUCUCCCGAUGGCUUUUAUUACAUGCUAGUUGGUAGGACAGUGAACCUUACGUGCUGGGUGACGUCAUCAACGUCUAAUUCAAGCAGCCUCGUUAUCGCAUUGAACGACAGUCUACGUGACGACGUCAUUACGCCCGAUGACGCUACAGCACAGGUCACCGUAACCAAUAUGGCGGCGGGGACAUUUUUCUAUCGAUGUUGUGUGAGCAGCUGUCCAGCCAUGUCCGAGCUGAAUCCAUCUGAUCCAAAUAUAUCCGCGGUCACUCUCAAAUAUGGUGACCCUCCUCCACUGGUUAGCAACGUCACCUGCGCCUCCCUCGACUUCAUCAACCUCGACUGUUCCUUGACCAUCAGCGGCGCGGGACAGGAUGUUGCCUGGAUUCUCUCAUACUGCAUUAAGGAUUAUAUACCAACAGACGACCCGUUGGCGUGUCCUGGUGACAUCACCAGCAGGACUAAGUGUGACCCGUCCCCCCAGUGGCCACCCCCGGGCAAGGGUGUGAUGCUGUUUCACUGCGCGGAGGAGGUGCUGGAAUACCAGGUGUACAGGAUAUAUGUGGACGGUGACAGCCACUUCGGGAGGACUUCUUAUCUGACAGAGGUUUACACGGGGCCCAGUAUAGUGCAAUACAGUGCUGUGAGGGGGCUCCGGGUCGGCCCAAACGUCACGUCAACCAGUAUUACACUCUUGUGGGACAACCCAGUACGCAUCUUCGGGGCUCAGCCAAUGUACAGUGUGGUGGUCACACAGAGCGAGAUGGGAUACCAUGAGGAUUUUGAAAGCAAAGUGAGCAGCUACAAGGUACCCAGUUUGAGACCGGCAACGACAUACCUUGCUGAACUUCGGGCUAAACCAAGAUCGAGUCCCUACUGGAACAAGCCAACGUACAUCAACAUAACUACCCUGGACGCAGCACCCGGUGUCCCGCCAGGGCUCAAGCCAGGAAUGUAUACACGUUGGGAAGACGGUGUUCAUGUGAUGGUGUUCUGGCAAGCGGUGCCUCGAGCUCUCCGCAAUGGUAAAAUCACUCACCAUCGAGUGUGUCUGGAUCUCCCCAACAACGUCUCCCUGUUCUGCAACACGUUAAUUCCUGGAGAUCAGUUCCACUACCUCCUGGUUCUCCCAGAAGGUGCCGGAAACUGCACGGUCACAGUCCAAGCAGGGACACGAGCUGCCCUGUCAAAGAAAAGUAGCCUCCGAAUACCAAACAUUGGACAAGCCCCUCAACGUCCGCUGUACGUGACUGUCGAACAACAGGACGAUUCAAGCUACAACGUCAGUUGGGUGUUAGCCAAUCAUAACGUCAGAUUGGAUCACGUGUAUGUCACCUGGUGUCAAGCUUUUCGUACCAGCGAAGAAGUAACUUGCAUAAAUGACGUUCACUCAGUAGAGAUAGACGGCAGUGCAACUUCCUACACUGUAACACUCGCCAUGGAUCCUGGUCUGAGAAAGGGGGCGUGGUUUGGCGUGGCUACAAGCGCGGAUGACGUCAGUGAUGGAACAACAUGGAAUCAGUGCAUCUUUGUCAAAUAUGGAGCGAUGGGUAGUCCACCUGCAAUGAACGUGUUGUCAAACGAACGUACAGCAUGGCUGCCCCUAGGGUUUAGUUACUGCGACGUGUCUCUGAACAAAGGACGACCUUACGUCUACGAAGUCUCCUACCAGUCCACAAAUACAACGUCAUGCUCUGACGUCAACUGCACCGAUGGUUCGGUUAUACAGGAGCCGGCUCAGUUUGACACAACCGUUGUCUUUCUAACUGGACUUAACCGUCCCGCUAUGUACUGUGUCUGCCUGAGGGUGAGGAGUACUCUGAGGGUGGGGCCCUACAGCCACCCACCCAAGCUGCUAGAUCUGUCAGUCCUCACUGAUGACCCGAAACCUGUGAACCUUGCUGCCAUUGUGGGCGUGACAUCGGGGCUGGUAACUAUGGUGAUCGUGGCAGUGUUGUGCGUUGUGUACCAUCGCCGACGCCUAAACCCACUGAAGAAGAUACAGAUUGACCUCGGCAUGUUCAGGGAUAUGGAGCAUGGAGACAGUGGCGAUAAGAAUCGACUAAGUUCAGAGAAUCCAGCUUUCCUAAAUAUCCACGCUGACCCAACGCCCGUGUCCAGCUCCACAGCACACGAGGAUGAUGUAACCAGAAUGGAAAGCAACCAGUCCAAGGAUGACGGCCAUGCUGAACUACGCGUUUUACAAACUGAGCAGCCCCUCCGACCAGCCGACACAGAUUCAGGAAAUGCCAGCGAUGCAGCCAUGGUCGCAGUGUCAGCUGGUCCUGCAGGUGGAGUAGAAGGUCCAGAAUACGCACCAGGGAAUAUACAGGAUAAGGCGACGUCAGAGCCAGGAUCAUAUCCUUCAUCGGGCUAUAAGUCCACAUUGAAUCGAUCGAAAGCAUCUCGGAGCAGCACAGGUGGUAGUGUAACGUUGGCACAGGUACCUGGUCAUCUGAGUGGACAUCAAGACUUGGGAGCACCCAGCAAGCCAGAUGAGACAACUCCAUCCUUGUUGCCAAGCAACAAACAAAGCAGAACAGCUUCAAGAGUGGAAUCCCAACAUGAAAUCCUAGCUGAAGUUGACCAAGGUGGCUACGUGGUAUACCCGGGACAAGUAGCAGCAGGUGUUAGAAACGUGGAGCAGAGGAAGAAAGACGAAGAACGGCUCACAGAUGACCUUGAGUACGUACGGUGUAAUGUCAGUACGGAUGUCCCGAAUAUCCUCACAGAUGACUUUGAGUACGUACGGUGUAAUGUCAGUAUGGAUGUCCCGAAUGCCUCCACAGAUGACCUUGAGUACGUACGGUGUAAUGUAAGUACGGAUAUCCCGAAUGCCUCCACAGAUGACCUCGAGUACGUACGGUGUAAUGUAAGUACGGAUGUCCCGAAUAUCCUCACAGAUAACUUUGAGUACGUACGGUGUAAUGUAAGUGCGGAUGUCCCGAAUGCCUCCACAGAGGACCUUGAGUACGUACGGUGUAAUGUCAGUACGGAUGUCCCGAAUAUCCUCACAGAUAACUUUGAGUACGUACGGUGCAGUGCUCACAGCUCCAUUGUAGGUCAUGUUCAACCUGAAUCAACCUGAAUCGGGCGAUGCUCAAAGGACUUAUGGUAUGAACCUUGACUAUGUUCAGAUCCACUAGAUAUUGCCUUUGACAAGAACCGUGACUACGUUUAGAUCUAGACCUGCCACAUAUUAUCUGUGGUAUGAACCGUGACUAUGUUCAGAUCUACUAGAUAUUGCCUUUGACAAGAACCGUGACUACGUUUAGAUCUAGACCUCCCACAUAUUAUCUGUGGUAUGAACUGUGACUAUGUUUAGAUCGAUACCUUCUAGAUAUUACUUGUGGUAUGAACCGUGACUUUGUUCAGACCUCAUACAGAUAUUACUUGUGGUACAUGUAUGUACUGUGACUAUUUUCAGAUCUCCUAGAUGGCAAGGGCUGUUUACCUUUACUGUUCAGAUCUCAAAAAAUAACUUGUGGUAUGAACCAUGACUGUUCAGAUGUGUAUGAACACUGACUGUGCAAAUCCCCGAGAUAUGACGUGUUAUAUGAAAACUCGCUAUAUACUGACCAUAUGUGAAUCUUGACUGUUCAGAUCUCCCUGAAAUUACCUGUGGUAUGACCCUUGACUAUAUUGAGAUCUCCAGUAUAUAUUGUUGUUUGUGUGAUCCCCUGGAUACCACUUGUAAUCUUGUUGAAAUGAACCGUUACACUUUACAUAACGCUGACGUCUAUGGAAUGUGAAUGGAGGCUGUGGCUGUGUUUUUGAGUUACUGAGGUCAAAGUUACUCAGAGUUACUCAGGUUAUAAGUAUAUUUUCUUACAGACAUGGCCAAGCAAACAUUGCCAUUUGGGAUCUAUUUUCUAUUAGGUCUCUCACAAUGCGGCGAGUGAGUAUGGUUUUAUGCCGCUUUUAGCAAAAACCCAGCAAUAUCACGUUGAGAGACACCAGAAGUGGCCUCCACACACUGUACCCGUGAGGAAUCACCCCCGCCGCCAAUCGCACAAUGUAGACUGCAUGUCACUCAGGAUCCAAUCAAUGUAACUGUUCACAAAGUUAGUUUUAUGGCUGAUACCAUGUUUACCUUCCAGUAGCGUCGACAUGAAGGUACAAGUCCGUUUGAUUUCAUUUGAGACCGUUGAAAUGCUCACAAACACAAAAUCUAAUAAUUGCAAGAAAACCAAAUUUUGCACAUUCACAUGAAAUCGACAGACCAACUCUGAUGUUUGUUUUAUAAUUUUCGAUACCCGAAUAAAAAGGUUUGAAAAUCUA
Molecule: messenger RNA, 4634 nt
Organism: Haliotis rubra (blacklip abalone)
Lineage: Eukaryota; Metazoa; Mollusca; Gastropoda; Lepetellida; Haliotidae
Exons: 17
Coding region: 256-3441 (1061 amino acids)
Molecular function (GO): protein binding
Source: RefSeq, a predicted model, not a curated record